Messenger RNA from Saprolegnia diclina VS20, 3165 nucleotides. Its product is annotated as DNA polymerase delta subunit 1. Gene Ontology annotation, molecular function: DNA-directed DNA polymerase activity; DNA binding; nucleotide binding. Bases 1 to 3165 code for a protein of 1054 amino acids. Gene Ontology annotation, cellular component: delta DNA polymerase complex. The record is from RefSeq and is a predicted model, not a curated record. Gene Ontology annotation, biological process: base-excision repair, gap-filling; DNA replication proofreading; nucleotide-excision repair, DNA gap filling. The transcript is spliced from 3 exons. NCBI's taxonomy places the organism in Eukaryota, Oomycota, Saprolegniomycetes, Saprolegniales, Saprolegniaceae.
AUGGCGACGAUGGAGCCGCCGGCCAAGAAGGCGCGCGUGCUCAAGACGCAGGCGAGCGCGUGGCCGCGGAAGGAGAUGGCCCCGGUGGUGGCCUCGGAGGCGGCCGUCCGCUUCCAGUGGAUCGACAUCAGCAUGUACGACGGCGAGCCGCUGGCCGAGAACCCGUACUCGCGGACGCAGCCGAUCCCGGGGCCGCGCACCGGGAGCACGUCCAUCAUUCGCCUCGCGGGCGUGACCGAGGAAGGUCAUAGCGUCAUGGCGCAUAUCCACGGCUUUGUGCCCUACUUUUACGCGUCGUGUCCGGACGGCCUCAAGGCGGCGGACUGCGGCCUCGUGCGCGAGGCGCUCGACACAGUCGCCAAGAAGAACCCGUCGGACGCGACUGCGAUCCAGGGCGUCGAGAUCGUCGAGAAUAUGAUGUCGCUCUACGGGUACCAGUUUGAGAAGAAGGUGCGCCUCAUCAAGAUCUACCUGAGCCUCCCGCAUCUCGUCCCGCGCGUGCGGUCGGCGCUCGAAGCGGGCGCCGUGCACAUCCCCGGCUUUGUCUCGCGGUCGUACCAGACGUACGAGUCGAACGUCCCGUACAUUCUCCGGUUCAUGAUCGACAACAACGUGCAAGGCUGCAACUGGGUCGAGAUGCCCGCGGGGACAUACCGCGUCCGGCCGGCCCAUAAGCACGUGUCCAACUGCCAGCUCGAGCUCGACGUCGUGUACAUGAACAUGGUGAGCCACCCGCCGACCGGGCAAUGGGGCAAGCUCGCGCCAUUGCGCAUUCUCAGCUUUGACAUUGAGUGCAUGGGCCGGACCGGCCAUUUUCCCGACGCCGACGAGGAUCCGGUGAUCCAAAUCGCCAACGUCGUGUGGGAGCAAGGCGCCGAGCACCCGCUCGUCCGCAACGUCUUUGUCCUCGGGACGUGCAAGCCGAUCGUCGGCGCCCACGUCAUGGAGUUUGAGACCGAGUCGGAGCUCCUCGAGGCGUGGGCCGCCUUUGUGCGGCAGGUGGACCCGGACAUUCUCACGGGCUACAACAUUGACAACUUCGACAUCCCGUACCUGAUGAACCGCGGGAAAGCGCUCAAGCUCAGCCCGCAGUACGCGUGCUGGGGCCGCCUCAAAAACAUUGCCAACAUUAUGGAGAAGAAGGCGUUCCAGUCGGCGGCGUACGGCAAGAGCGACAACUACCGGACGACGAUGCACGGGCGCACGUCGUUCGACAUGCUGCCGAUCAUUCGGCGCAACCAACAGCUCUCGUCCUACUCGCUCAACUCAGUGUCGGCGAUUUUCCUCGGGCAGCAAAAAGAAGACGUGCCCCACGGUAUCAUCUCGGACCUCCAGCGCGGCUCGGACGACGACCGCCAUCGCCUCGCUGUCUACUGUCUCAAAGAUGCGAUGCUGCCGCUGACUCUGCUCCAAAAACUGAGCUACCUCGUCAACUACGUCGAGAUGGCGCGUGUGACGGGCGUCCCGCUCGACUUUCUCAUCGAUCGCGGCCAGCAGAUCAAGGUUUACUCCAUGUUGCUGCGCAAGUGCCGCGAAGCGUCACUCGUCGUGCCCAACCUCCCGCGGUCCGGCGCGGGCGACGACGCGGGCUAUGAAGGCGCGACUGUCAUCGAGCCCAUGAAGGCUUAUUACACGAUGCCGAUUGCGACGCUGGAUUUUGCGUCGCUGUAUCCGAGUAUCAUGCAAGGCUACAACCUCUGCUACUCGACGCUCGUGGCGCCGGGCGACGUGAGCAACCUCGCGCCGGACGCAUACGAAACGUCGCCGUCUGGCGACGUCUUUGUCAAGAGCUCCACCAAGAAGGGCAUUUUACCGCUGAUUCUCGAAGAGCUUUUGAGUGCGCGCAAGCAAGCCAAGCGCGACAUGGCCACAGCGCCGGACGCAAUGACGAAAGCUGUCCAGAACGGCCGGCAGCUCGCGCUCAAAGUGAGCGCCAACUCGGUCUAUGGGUUCACUGGCGCCAACGUCGGCCAGCUGCCGUGCAUUCCGAUCGCGUCGUCGGUCACAGCGUACGGUCGACAGCUGCUCUUCAAGACGCGCGAAGAGGUCGAGCGCGUCUUUACGGUUGCCAAUGGCUACAAGCACGACGCGCAAGUGGUUUAUGGUGACACGGACUCGGUCAUGGUGAAAUUUGGCGUCUCGACCGUCGAGGACGCGAUGCCAUUGGCCGAAGAAGCCGCGCGUAUUGUGUCCGACAUCUUCCCCAAGCCCAUCAAGCUCGAGUUCGAGAAGGUCUACUACCCGUACUUGCUCAUGAACAAGAAGCGGUACGCGGGCUUGCUCUGGACCAGAGCCGACAAGUUUGACAAGCUCGACACGAAAGGGCUCGAGACUGUCCGGCGCGACAACUGCCUCCUCGUGCGCCGCAUGGUCGAGACGAUUCUCAAAAAGAUUCUGAUCGAGCGCAACGUCGACGCGGCGAUCACGUAUACCAAGGGCAUCAUCUCGGACCUGCUCCAAAACAAGGUGGACGUGUCGCUCCUUGUGAUCACGAAAGGCUUGAGCAAGACGACCGAGUCAGCCGACUACAAGGCCAAGCAAGCGCACACGGAGCUCGCGGCGCGCAUGAAGAAGCGUGACCCGGGGUCCGCGCCCGUGCUCGGCGAGCGCAUCGCGUACGUCAUUAUCGACAAGGGCAAGAACACGCCGCUGUACGAAAAGGCUGAGGACCCGGUGUACGCGCUGACGAACAACGUGCCGAUCGACUGCGACUACUACCUCACCAACCAGCUCCAAAACCCGAUCGAGCGGCUCUUUGAACCCAUCAUUGGGCUCGCCAAGGUCAAGAGCGAUCUCUUCGCGGGCGACCAUACGCGCAAGCGGUCCAAGCCGGGUCUGGUUCAGAAUUCGGGUGGAAUGAUGAACUUUGCCGUGAAAAAAGCCAAGUGCCUCGGCUGCAAGGCGCCACUCAACGGCGACGGCGCGCUCUGCGCUGCGUGCCUCCAAGACGAAGCCACGGUGUACGCCAAGCAGCUCAACGUCGUCGUGACGGCUGAGGCGCAAUAUGCGCGGCUCUGGACGCAGUGCCAAAACUGCCAGGGCAGCUUGCACCAAGAAGUGCUCUGCAAGAGCCGCGACUGCCCCAUCUUUUACAAGCGCAUCAAGGUCCAGAAGGAGCUCGGCGAAGCCCAGCAAGCGCUCGAGCGCUUCCAGUACGAGUGGUAG